CGGCGGAGAGGUGCUUUGGGGACCGAGCGGGACAGGGGCGUCCCACUGCCCGAUCCCACCCCGGCGCUUUGCAUAAAUAAAUAAAUCAUGCAGCAAGGGAGAGGUGGAGAGAGAGGGCGAGCAGAGGAGGUUACUUUGGGAAGCCGCGCAGCUCGCUCAUCCCAGCCCCGUAGUUCGAAGGGAGUGUGUCAUGUUACAGGGGAGCCACGAUCAGCCAGAGCACAACGUCGCCAGAGCAGCUGAGAAUUACCUCUCUCUAAUGGGGACUUUCAUGUGCAAGCUCCUGGCCAGUUUGCGAAGGAACUGAAACGGGCGGCUUAGAAGGAAUCAAAAACCCCCCAGCGAACCAAAAGACAGAAACACAGGAGGAAAAACAAAAAUCUUGAUCAGAUUAUUUUUCCCCCUCGCACUCUUUGCUGCAGUUGGAUCUCUUUUUUCUGCACCUCUUUUAUGACAGGGAGGGAAUGUUGGAGGAGAAGAGCUGGAAAGGCGUCGACGAAGCAGCUUUUGACAGGGGGUGUGUGACUCCCCCCAGGACCGGCGAUGGGGAGAGAUGCUGCCGCCUCCCUCUCCUGCUGGGCUCGGGGCUGCCCGGCGUCUCCCUGCUUUCUCUGGUGCUGAGCCUCCUGCUGUACUUUCGGACCUCCGAUCUGCAGUCCCGGGUGUCCCACUUGGAAGCGGACAGACCCACACAGCUCCCUGCCUGGCUCUCAGCAGACCAAAUGGAGACGGCUAUUUUGGGAAGAGUUGACCAACUGCUUGAUGAGAAAUUGAAGUUUCACUUGCCGAGACAUCGAGAAGUUCGAGACACACACCAGCCAUGCAACUGCCCGGCAGGUCCGCCUGGAGACAAAGGUGCGAUGGGGAUCCCUGGGCGGCCGGGACUAAAAGGGCAAUCUGGAGAGAAGGGUGCUCCAGGAGAAGCCGGCAUGUCUAUCAUCGGGCCCCGUGGUCCGCCUGGACAGCCUGGAACAAGAGGUUUUCCUGGAUUCCCGGGCCCUAUUGGCUUGGAUGGCAAACCGGGUCAUCCUGGACAGAAGGGAGAGACGGGUGCUGCAGGUCCCAGGGGACAACCUGGACCCCCAGGACAAAAAGGAGAAAAGGGUCAGUGUGCAGAGUACCCGCACAGGCUGUUGCCUCUCCUCAAUUCAGUGCGGCUGGCUCCACCUCCGGUCAUAAAGAGACGCACUUUCCAGGGUGAACAAGGACAAGCGGGGAUCCAAGGUCCCCCGGGGCCCCCUGGACCACCAGGGCCCACUGGACCGGCUGGACCUGAAGGAACCCCAGGACGUCCUGGGCCAGCUGGACCCCCUGGCAGAGCGGGAGAACCUGGGAAGCCUGGCAGAGAUGGAAAGGGCUUACCUGGGCCUCCUGGACCAAAGGGAGAGGCUGGGAUUCAGGGAUACCCUGGCAGAAAGGGUGAGGUGGGUGAGUCAGGCCUGCCCGGUGCCCGUGGCCUCCCUGGAGCCUCUGGCCCCAAGGGUGAAAAAGGGGACGCUGGCAUAAAGGGGGAGAGAGGCAUGCCAGGGCUGCCAGGAAGACAUGGCUCUAAGGGCGCUCCUGGGAUGGCCGCUGCAGGGAUGAAGGGCGAGCCUGGGACUCCAGGAGAAAAGGGAGAUCCUGGAGUCCCAGGGAGGAUGGGCCCCCCAGGUUUGCCAGGGAAGAGGGGGCAGCGGGGCGAGAAGGGACGAGCUGGUGACCCUGGGCUUCCUGGACUCCCUGGGCCAAAGGGAGAGAAGGGAAUUGCUGAGAAUGCCUUGGUGGGAGCUAAAGGAGAACCUGGCCCUCCAGGUCUGCCUGGACCCCCUGGACCAAAGGGAGAAGCUGGUGAUGUUGGCCGGCCUGGUGCUGCAGGGUCACAGGGAGAAAAGGGGGAACGUGGUUCACCAGGAGACCAGGGACCCAUGGGCCCAAGGGGCCCCAAAGGAGAGCCUGGGAAGGACGAAAUGAUGGACUAUGAUGGGAACAUCAGUGAAGCUCUCCAGGAAAUAAGAACUUUGGCCUUGAUGGGGCCCCCAGGACUUCCAGGUGUGGCUGGACCUCCAGGGCCACCAGGACAGAAGGGUGAAAUUGGCUUGCCAGGUCCUCCAGGCCAUGAUGGAGAAAAGGGACCACGUGGCAAGCCUGGAGAAAUGGGCCCCCCUGGCCCUCACGGACUGCCAGGAAAAGAUGGACCCCCUGGAAUAAAGGGAGAACCAGGCCAUGUCGGGGUCAGAGGAGAGAAGGGCGAUAAGGGAGAGCCAGGACAAACGGGCUCACCGGGUCUAGAUGGCCCCACUGGAGAGAAAGGCGAACGAGGUGACCAAGGAAUGCCAGGACCGUCAGGAUUGCCAGGUCCCAUUGGACUUCCAGGAUUGACAGGAGAGAAGGGUGAGCCUGGGGAACAUGGAGACAAAGGAAAUCCAGGAGAAUCGAUAUCUGGCCCCCCCGGACCCCAAGGUCCUCCUGGACCUCCAGGUCUUCAGGGCCUCCCAGGACCUAAGGGGGAAGCAGGGAUUGAUGGAGUGAAAGGAGAGAAGGGUGCCCAGGGUGAAAAAGGAGACAGAGGGCCACUGGGAUUACCCGGUGCUUCAGGUUUAGACGGCAGGCCUGGACCACCGGGUACUCCAGGACCAAUUGGGGUUUCAGGACCAGCAGGACCAAAAGGAGAAAGGGGCAGUAAAGGAGAUCCUGGAGUUGUGGGACCAAUGGGGCCAGCAGGGCUUCCUGGUUUACAAGGCCUGCCUGGUGACAAAGGAAUCCGGGGGGAGAGGGGCAAGAAAGGCUCUAGAGGGUCUAAAGGGGAUAAGGGAGACCAAGGAGCACCUGGAUUAGAUGCACCCUGUCCGUUGGGGGAAGAUGGGCUUCCAGUUCAAGGCUGCUGGAAUAAGUGAUGAUUCUAACCUGGACUGGCCUGUGUGUGUUACUGUACAUAGGAUAUUUAUUUUUAUACAGUGUUCUUCUCCAAAAUGCCAAAAGUUAUGCAUUUUUACAAAUUAUCAAAAAGCCGCAUAUUUUUUUGUACAGAAAAUACUAGAUUUUUUCCCCCCUGUUUGUCAGUUCUCCGUAUGAUUCUAUGUCUGCAUUUUGCUUGUUUUGUCAUGGAGUACAGCUGUAAUAUUUACAUGAUACUUGUGCACACAUGAUGAAUAUAGGAACUUAAUAAAUUAUUGCAUUAAAGAUGCCCGAAGGAACUGCCCUGUAUAGAUUUAAAGGUCAUUUUCAUUUUCCAAGCUGGGUCAAUCAAGAAUAUUUCAAAAUAUUAUGUAUUUUUUAUUAAAGUGAAAUAUAAACAGUUUUGUUGCGACUGAAUUAAAGUGUUGCUGAAAAA
Chiroxiphia lanceolata (lance-tailed manakin) is the source of this 3310-nucleotide messenger RNA. RefSeq names its product collagen type XIII alpha 1 chain (gene COL13A1). The transcript is spliced from 45 exons. The record is from RefSeq and is a predicted model, not a curated record. Lineage: Eukaryota; Metazoa; Chordata; Aves; Passeriformes; Pipridae. The coding region runs from base 465 to 2873 and encodes 802 amino acids.